GAGGCGGCGGCGUCCGGCAGCAGUAGUGAAGCGGCACGAGUAGCGGGAUGGCGGACUCCUCGGACAAGCUCUACCGGGCCGAGUACGCCAAAAGCGGCCGCGCCUCUUGCAAAAAAUGCAAGGAGAACAUCCCCAAGGACUCGCUCCGGAUGGCUAUCAUGGUGCAGUCUCCCAUGUUUGACGGCAAAGUCCCACACUGGUACCAUUUCUCCUGCUUCUGGAAGGUCGGCCAUUGCCUCCCGCACCCUGAUGUCGAUGUGGACGGCUUCUCAGAGCUGCGCUGGGAUGACCAGCAGAAAGUUAAGAAGACUGCAGAGGCUGGAGGGGUGACAGGCAAAGGCCACGAUGGAGGUGGCAGCAAGGCAGACAAGACGCUGAACGACUUCGCAGCAGAGUACGCCAAGUCCAACAGAAGCACGUGCAAGGGCUGUAUGGAGAAGAUAGAAAAGGGCCAGAUGCGCCUGUCUAAGAAGAUGCUGGACCCAGAGAAGCCACAGAUGGGUGUGAUCGAUCGGUGGUACCACCCAAACUGCUUUAUCCAGAACAAAGAGAAACUAGGUUUCCGGCCUGAGUACACCGCUAGCCAAAUCACGGGCUUUGUGCGCCUCACACCGGAGGACAAAGAAUUUCUGAAGCAGCAAUUCCCAGGAGUCAAGAGUGAAGGAAAGAGAAAGGUUGAUGAAGUGGAUGGCACUGAAGAAGUGACUAAGAAGAAAGCUAAGAAAGAGAAAGACAAGGGCAGUAAGCUGGAAAAGACCCUCAAGGCCCAGAAUGACCUGAUUUGGAAUGUCAAGGAUGAGCUAAAGAAGGCAUGUUCGACAAAUGACCUGAAGGAGCUCCUCAUCUUCAACAAGCAGCAAGUGCCUUCGGGGGAGUCGGCGAUCCUGGACCGAGUAGCUGAUGGGAUGGUGUUUGGUGCCCUCCUUCCCUGCGAGGAAUGCUCCGGCCAGCUGGUUUUUAAGAGCGAUGCCUAUUAUUGUACCGGGGACAUCACUGCCUGGACCAAAUGUAUGGUCAAGACACAGACCCCCAACCGCAAGGAGUGGGUGACUCCAAAGGAAUUCCAGGAAAUCUCUUACCUCAAGAAACUGAAAAUCAAAAAGCAAGACCGGCUGUUCCUCCCCGAGACUGGCACCCCAGUGGCAGCAGCACCAGCACCCCCACCCCCCAUAGCUGCAGCUCCCGUUACUGAGAAUCCCUCAGCUCCAGCAGACAAGCCGUUGUCCAACAUGAAGAUCCUAACUCUGGGGAAGCUCUCCCGGAACAAAGAGGAAGUGAAGGCCAUGAUCGAGGAGCUCGGGGGCAAGCUGACAGGGACGGCCAACAAGGCCUCCCUGUGCAUCAGCACCCAGAAGGAGGUGGAGAAGAUGACCAAGAAGAUGCAGGAAAUAAAAGAAGCCAACAUCCGCGUUGUGUCUGAGGAUUUCCUCCAGGACAUCUCAGGUUCCACCAAGAGCCUUCAGGAGCUAUUUUCAGUGCAUGUAUUGUCCACCUGGGGGCCUAAGGUGAAGACGGAGCCUGUGGAAGCCGUGGUUCCAAAGGCAAAGUCAGGGUCUACACUGCCCAAGAAGAGCAAGGCCCCGGUCAAGGAGGAAGAUAAUAACAAAUCUGAGAAGAGAAUGAAGUUGACUCUCAAAGGAGGGGCAGCUGUGGACCCUGACUCUGGUCUAGAACAUUCCGCACAUGUCCUGGAGAAAGGUGGAAAGGUCUUCAGUGCCACGCUGGGCCUGGUGGACAUCAUCAAAGGAACCAAUUCCUACUACAAGCUACAGCUUCUGGAGGAUGAUAAAGAAAGCAGGUACUGGAUAUUCCGGUCCUGGGGCCGAGUGGGCACGGUCAUUGGGAGUAACAAACUGGAGAAGAUGCCAUCUAAGGAGGAUGCCAUCGAGCACUUUAUGAAGUUAUAUGAAGAGAAAACUGGGAAUGCCUGGCACUCUAAGAACUUCACAAAGUAUCCCAAAAAAUUCUACCCUCUGGAGAUUGACUACGGCCAGGAUGAAGAGGCAGUGAAGAAGCUAACAAUAAACCCUGGCACCAAGUCCAAGCUCGCCAGACCAGUUCAGGAGCUCAUUAAGAUGAUCUUUGAUGUGGAAAGUAUGAAGAAGGCCAUGGUGGAAUAUGAGAUCGACCUUCAGAAGAUGCCCUUGGGGAAGCUGAGCAAAAGGCAAAUCCAGGCAGCAUACUCCAUCCUCAGUGAAGUCCAACAGGCAGUGUCCCAGGGCAGCAGCGACUCCCAGAUCCUGGAUCUCUCAAAUCGCUUCUAUACCCUGAUCCCUCACGACUUCGGGAUGAAGAAGCCUCCUCUCCUGAAUAAUGCUGACAGUGUACAGGCCAAAGUAGAAAUGCUGGACAACCUUCUGGAUAUCGAGGUGGCUUACAGUCUUCUUAGGGGCGGGUCUGAUGACAGCAGCAAGGACCCCAUCGAUGUGAAUUACGAGAAGCUCAAGACGGAGAUUAAGGUGGUUGACAGAGAUUCUGAAGAAGCCGAGAUCAUCAGAAAAUACGUUAAGAACACUCAUGCAACCACACACAACGCUUAUGACUUGGAAGUCAUUGAUAUCUUCAAGAUAGAGCGGGAAGGGGAGAACCAGCGCUACAAGCCCUUCACGCAGCUUCACAAUCGAAGGCUGCUUUGGCACGGCUCCAGGACCACCAACUUUGCCGGCAUCCUUUCCCAGGGUCUCCGGAUUGCCCCACCAGAAGCACCUGUGACUGGCUACAUGUUUGGUAAAGGAAUCUAUUUCGCCGACAUGGUCUCUAAGAGUGCCAACUACUGCCACACAUCUCAGGGAGACCCAAUAGGAUUAAUCCUUUUGGGAGAAGUUGCUCUUGGAAAUAUGUAUGAACUGAAGCAUGCUUCCCAUAUCAGCAAGUUACCCAAGGGCAAGCACAGUGUGAAAGGUUUGGGCAAAACUACUCCUGAUCCUGCAGCUAGUAUUACUCUGGAUGGUGUAGAGGUUCCGCUUGGAACUGGGAUUUCAUCUGGCGUUAACGAUACUUGUCUGCUAUAUAAUGAGUACAUUGUCUACGAUAUCGCUCAGGUAAAUCUGAAGUACCUGCUAAAACUGAAAUUCAAUUUUAAGACCUCUCUAUGGUGAAUUAAGAGAGGUGGCUGAGUCGCAUCUCAGUGAUUGGCCUCAUCCUUACACGUCAACCCAGCGGUCGGACACCUCAGCUAAUUAUAUAUGAAGAAUUGGUUACAUGUUUCAAAGCUUUCCCCAACCUUUCAAAUCUCAUGUUCUUUGUUGUUGGGAGCCCGGGGUUUACUUUCUUCCUGCCAGGUACAGCACAGGGACGGGGGUCGGGGAGGGUGGGGUAUCACUGACAAGAGGGGAGUUUUGUUGGUUGGUUGUGUUUUUGCUUAGACUAGCCCUAUGGAGAGUCUACAGUAGAACACUCACCCUUUUUCUAAGUGAGAACCUUUGGUUUUGAUUUUGGGAAAAUGUUAAGCAUUUAUUUUGAGGUGAAAAUAAACUAAUUUCAUACUCAUUAGAUUUAUUUUCUUUUGAAUUUAUUAUCCCUUUUUCAGUUUGUGGUUUGUUUUUGGGUUUUUUUGUUUGUUUUUAUUUUGUUCUGUAAAGGGUGUGGGGAGACCAAAACAGAGGAACAUUAAUAACUCCUCGUACUUGAAACAAAAAGCUUUCUUUUUUUUUUUUAAGAGCCUUCUUUUUCAAGAAUUGCUUGAAUGUGGAAGUUCUAGAAGUAUAUAGUUUUAAAGAGUUGCAUUUGAAAUUCUUCUGGUUGCUAUGAGCAGUUUUGUCUUCCACAUUAAAAUUAUACUACUGAUAAACCCAAGGGCUACUAGUAAUUCUCAAUUAAAAUGGAUGUGGUUCCUG
Echinops telfairi (small Madagascar hedgehog) is the source of this 3836-nucleotide messenger RNA. It is a transcript of the gene PARP1, whose product is annotated as poly(ADP-ribose) polymerase 1. The record is from RefSeq and is a predicted model, not a curated record. The transcript is spliced from 23 exons. Lineage: Eukaryota; Metazoa; Chordata; Mammalia; Afrosoricida; Tenrecidae. Bases 48 to 3098 code for a protein of 1016 amino acids. Gene Ontology annotation, cellular component: nucleus. Gene Ontology annotation, molecular function: NAD binding; DNA binding; NAD+ poly-ADP-ribosyltransferase activity.